AUGGAUUCGGACGACAUGUUCCUCGACAGCGAGAGGCUGAAGAAGAUGAUAGCGUUGGGGAUAUACGACGACAAGACGGUCGACAAAGUGAGGAAUAUUAAGAACAAAGACCUGAUCGACAAGACACCGGUCGCACGACCACCCGAUCCCCUCGACACCCGACCCACACCCGCACCGCCCAACCAACCAAUGGGUGGUCGAGGAGGCGGUGGUAGACGAGGAGGGCCUCACAACAGAGGGGGUCCAGAGGGCUGGCGAUCGCAACGAGCAAACCCCGGCCGCAGAGACUUUGGAUACGGAUUCAAUCCAAUCGCGGACAGUGUGGUCAACUGGUCCACAUUCGGUGACAAUAGUGGUCCCAAGAGACCCAAGACUUUUACCGGCGAUGACUCGUUCCGCAGCUCAAUCAGAGACGGCAUUCAGACUAAGAUCCAGAGGAAUGAAGACGACAGGAAAAUGAAUAUCCAUUUAAUGGGUGACAGAUAUCCUGGUAACGCAUCCAUUGAUACAGAUUUGAGGCCCAAAUCAGACACAGACUUACGCUUUAAUUCCCGUAAAACCGCUGAUAACUCACACCUCAUUACUUCCGCAGCAACUGAUGAAGACUUUAGAGGUCGCGGCCGAAGAGGCCGAGGAAUGGAUCACAACCGACACUUCGACGCCGACCAACGCGAACGCGAUGUAUUUGGCGAGAGAUCCGCACCACGAGAUCCUAUGCUUUCUCAACCUGUUGUCGACGACAUCGACGACUUCAUCGCUAGAGCUGAGAGGGCUGUGAGCGGCAAACCAUCGACACCGCAGAAGAGGAAGCACGAGAUGUCCGGUUCGGGUCGUGGAGGCCCUCACAGACCCGAUCAGAGACCUGCCCACCAAAAGCCUCUGUUCGAGAGGCCGCGAAGAAUUGAUGAUAAUAUGAGUCAACGUAGAAGUGGUGCUCUGUUUGGAAGCAAUGACUCCUCGGAUGAGUUCAAAGCGAGUGAUGCAUUGAACCCAUCAUUCGGCCGAAGACUACCACCCGAGCGACCUGUGAUUGAAGUGUUGGAUGAGCCCAGAGUCGAGUCGGAAGCAAAUCCAGUGAAACAGAUGGAAGAGCUAAGGAAUACAGUGGAGGAGUUGUCCUCAUCCAACCUCUACUGCCAAUACUGUGACUUUUAUCUCAGUUCAUUCAAUCACAUCAAUUCACACAUCGGAACAGUUCUUCAUCAGCAGAAUAUGGCAAAGAAAUCCAUGGAAAACAGUGCGCGAGGUGUCAGUGAACAGACUGCCUCGCAAAGUGUACCUAACAGUGAGCCCAUGAGCCGUACUGUUGUGCAACGGGUGCCCAUAGGAAUGGCAGCUUUGGUCAAAAUGAUUGACAAUCGCAAACAAAUUACACUUAAAUCGCUCACUGAUAUGGAGAGUUACCAAAUCUGUUCGGACAGUGAGGCCUCUCUGGCCAAAGAAUUGGCCAAAUUAUUGACCAAUGAAUUGCUUAACUAUAAGAUGAGUCUAAUGCCUGAUAACGUCAAAGAGAGGAAUGAAGACGACAGGAAAAUGAAUAUCCAUUUAAUGGGUGACAGAUAUCCUGGUAACGCAUCCAUUGAUACAGAUUUGAGGCCCAAUUCAGACACAGACUUACGCUUUAAUUCCCGUAAAACCGCUGAUAACUCACACCUCAUUACUUCCGCAGCAACUGAUGAAGACUUUAGAGGUCGCGGCCGAAGAGGCCGAGGAAUGGAUCACAACCGACACUUCGACGCCGACCAACGCGAACGCGAUGUGUUUGGCGAGAGAUCCGCACCACGAGAUCCUAUGCUCUCUCAACCUGUUGUCGACGACAUCGACGACUUCAUCGCUAGAGCUGAGAGGGCUGUGAGCGGCAAACCAUCGACACCGCAGAAGAGGAAGCACGAGAUGUCCGGUUCGGGUCGUGGAGGCCCUCACAGACCCGAUCAGAGACCUGCCGACCAAAAGCCUCUGUUCGAGAGGCCGCGAAGAAUUGAUGAUAAUAUGAGUCAACGUAGAAGUGGUGCUCUGUUUGGAAGCAAUGACUCCUCGGAUGAGUUCAAAGCGAGUGAUGCAUUGAACCCAUCAUUCGGCCGAAGACUACCACCCGAGCGACCUGUGAUUGAAGUGUUGGAUGAGCCCAGAGUCGAGUCGGAAGCAAAUCCAGUGAAACAGAUGGAAGAGCUAAGGAAUACAGUGGAGGAGUUGUCCUCAUCCAACCUCUACUGCCAAUACUGUGACUUUUAUCUCAGUUCAUUCAAUCACAUCAAUUCACACAUCGGAACAGUUCUUCAUCAGCAGAAUAUGGCAAAGAAAUCCAUGGAAAACAGUGCGCGAGGUGUCAGUGAACAGACUGCCUCGCAAAGUGUACCUAACAGUGAGCCCAUGAGCCGUACUGUUGUGCAACGGGUGCCCAUAGGAAUGGCAGCUUUGGUCAAAAUGAUUGACAAUCGCAAACAAAUUACACUUAAAUCGCUCACUGAUAUGGAGAGUUACCAAAUCUGUUCGGACAGUGAAGCCUCUCUGGCCAAAGAAUUGGCCAAAUUAUUGACCAAUGAAUUGCUUAACUAUAAGAUGAGUCUAAUGCCUGAUAACGUCAAAGAGGCUUUAAAACAUCAGGGAAUUGGUCUCUUGAAAUCUGCAACCAAUAUGUGAUUACCACUCAAAUCAUUAUUUCAUAUAUUAUAC
Messenger RNA from Oppiella nova, 2673 nucleotides. The record is from the annotation of a GenBank genome assembly. Lineage: Eukaryota; Metazoa; Arthropoda; Arachnida; Sarcoptiformes; Oppiidae.